Messenger RNA from Penicillium diatomitis, 411 nucleotides. RefSeq lists its product as uncharacterized. NCBI's taxonomy places the organism in Eukaryota, Fungi, Ascomycota, Eurotiomycetes, Eurotiales, Aspergillaceae. The transcript is spliced from 2 exons. The coding region runs from base 1 to 411 and encodes 136 amino acids. The record is from RefSeq and is a predicted model, not a curated record.
AUGUUCGACACUCACCCGGUUAUCAUCGACAUUGAGCUCUGUAAAUUGAAUACUGCCUUGGCGGGCAACAGGUCGAACAAGAAUACCCAGCCUACUGUAACGUUUUGCAGGCCCUACGCGAUCUUCGCAAAGGCUUUCUAUGUGGUCUGUUUUGAUCUCACUGUUUUGCAGGGACUAGGUCGUACCAUAAUGGAAGAGGAAUUCGAGCGUCUGGCGGAACACCUCCAAGAACAGUCUGAUGUCACGACAUGGACUAUUGGCGUGAGCCUUCGAGCAUCACGAGCAAGUGACGACAAGCAUAUGCGCGAUGGCCUCUUAUGGAAAUUCCUUGCAUGGUCCAAUGCAAGCUGGAGGCAAAUGCGCUCUUUGGCUGCUACAACUCCUACCUGCUUGUUGGCCCAUGGGCUAUGA